Messenger RNA from Lemur catta (Ring-tailed lemur), 3926 nucleotides. It is a transcript of the gene GPR137C, whose product is annotated as G protein-coupled receptor 137C. Gene Ontology annotation, cellular component: lysosomal membrane. Gene Ontology annotation, biological process: positive regulation of TORC1 signaling. The transcript has 7 exons. Lineage: Eukaryota; Metazoa; Chordata; Mammalia; Primates; Lemuridae. Bases 1 to 1290 code for a protein of 429 amino acids. The record is from RefSeq and is a predicted model, not a curated record.
AUGAGGGUGUCGGUGCCGGGUCCGGCGGCCGCUGCCGCCCCCGCGGCCGGCCGCGAGCCCUCGACGCCCGGCGGGGGCGGCGGAGGCGGAGGCGCCGUCGCUGCUGCCUCAGGCGCCGCGGUGCCGGGCUCCGUGCAGUUGGCGCUGAGCGUCCUGCACGCCGUGCUCUACGCCGCGCUCUUCGCCUUUGCCUACCUGCAGCUGUGGCGGCUGCUCCUGUACCGCGAGCGGAGGCUGAGUUACCAGAGCCUCUGCCUCUUCCUCUGUCUCCUGUGGGCAGCGCUCAGGACCACCCUCUUCUCCGCCGCCUUCUCGCUCAGCGGCUCCUUGCCCCUGCUCCGGCCGCCCGCUCACCUGCACUUCUUCCCCCACUGGCUGCUCUACUGCUUCCCCUCCUGUCUCCAGUUCUCCACGCUCUGUCUCCUCAACCUCUACCUGGCGGAGGUUAUCUGUAAAGUCAGAUGUGCCACUGAAAUUGACAAACACAAAAUUCUACUACAUUUGGGCUUUAUAUUGGCAAGCCUUCUUUUUUUGGUGGUGAACUUGACUUGUGCAAUGCUAGUCCACGGAGAUGUCUCAGAAAAUCAGUUGAAAUGGACUGUGUUUGUUCGAGCAUUAAUUAAUGAUAGCCUGUUUAUUCUUUGUGCCAUCUCUUUAGUUAGUUACAUAUGCAAAAUUACAAAAAUGUCAUCAGCAAAUGUCUACCUCGAAUCAAAGGGUAUGUCUCUGUGCCAGACUGUCGUCGUAGGCUCUAUAGUCAUUCUUCUCUACUCCUCCAGAGCGUGUUAUAAUUUGGUGGUGAUCACCAUAUCUCAGGAUACAUUAGAAAGUCCAUUUAAUUAUGGCUGGGAUAAUCUUUCAGAUAAGGCUCAUGUAGAAGACAUAAGUGGAGAAGAGUAUAUAGUAUUUGGAAUGGUCCUUUUUCUGUGGGAACAUGUGCCAGCAUGGUCAGUGGUACUGUUUUUCCGGGCACAGAGAUUAAACCAGAAUUUGGCACCUGCUGGCAUGAUAAAUAGUCACAGUUAUAGUUCCAGAGCUUACUUUUUCGACAAUCCAAGACGAUACGAUAGUGAUGAUGACUUGCCAAGACUGGGAAGUUCAAGAGAAGGAAGUCUACCAAAUUCACAAAGUUUGGGCUGGUAUGGCACCAUGACUGGGUGUGGCAGAAACAGUUAUACAGUCACUCCCCACCUGAAUGGACCUAUGACAGAUACUGCUCCUUUGCUCUUUACUUGUAGUAAUUUAGAUAUGAACAAUCACCAUAGCUUAUAUGUGACACCACAAAACUGACACCAUUACCAGGUUGUGAUUAUUGUUUUUUAUGAAUGUGUAUAUUCAAUGUGUUUAAAUUCCAUCUGCAUAAACAUUCCAUUAUCUGUUGCAACUAAAAACAAAAUCUGGAAAUGUGGCUGUGUUUGGUGGAGAACACAGCUGUUACUUUUGACCUCCUCAUAGUAAAAUGAAGUAAAAUGGAAAGUUUGGAGUAGGAGAAAAGAGAGAUUAGAUCUUAAGACACUUGAUGGCCUCCAAACAUCCUGACUUUGGAACAUCAAAUGCAUAUUUGCACUUUUAUCUUUGUUCUGCAUUCCCCAAAGUCAUAAGCCAGUGUUCACACUAGAAUACUGUAUUGUACACCAAAUUGGAAGGUAAUUUCCCUAUGAAAAGCAAAGCCUGUAUAUUCAGUGGUGUACUCUAUAUGGAAUUUUUACCCAAUAAAAAUAUUUUAGUGUUAACAGUGCACAGAGUUAAGGCAUAAAAAUGUAUCAUCCUUUAAAAAAAUCUACUAAAAAUAUGUAAUCAUUGAAGACAGUUCUUUUAAGCAUGAUUUUAAAAUACCAACUGAAAUUAUUCAAAGAAUCAUUUUAAACAAACAGUAGUAAUCCAUUACAGUGAUGACCAGCAGUGUUCUUUGGAAAGCCACAAUAAUUUCAAGAGGAAGAUAUACCAGUGAAAAUUGUGUGGCUACUUUGAGUAGAAUUGGUCAAGUGAUUAUUUUGUAUAAUUAAGAUAUAUAUAGUAGUUUAAGCAUGAUUCUUCAAGAAAGCAAUAGUGAUUUUUGUAUAGGGAGAUUUUGGUAGAAACUUCUUGGGACUAAACAAGUUUACAGAUGCAUUUAAAAAUUACUCGUAAAAUGUAUAAUUCUAAGUUAAAACAUGAAUACAUUUUCAAAAGCAUUUGAUUUAUAUAAAGCAAGAUAUAGCUGGUCUUACCUAUUGAAUCAGGAUUGUCUUCAGGUAAAUUAAAUCAUGAUAUGUUAUUGCAGUGAACUCAAGUGCAAUACUUUGUAAGACAAAUAAUUCCUCCUUUAGUUUCACAUUUGUUACCUUGUAUAUGGACAAAGCCAAGUUAAAUUGAUUUCAAAUUAAUUCCAGCAUUAAAUAAGCAAACUUAAGUAAACGUACAAACUAGGUAAGUAUAAAGCCACAGGUUAACAAUAUUGGAGUACUCUUAUAAUUACAUUAAAACUGUCUUGAACAUUCUAUCCCAUAUCUAAAAAAUAUAUAUAUAUAUGGUAGGCUAAAACAAUACAGAAUUUUAAAAUGCACUUUCUACCAGUGUCUAUAUGGAAAGAAGUAGAUGCUGAAUACCUCAAGAUGCCAAGUGAACAGGCAACAUUGGGAAGCUGUAACAACGUGCUUAAAGAUGACUAACUAUAUACAAUUGUCUGCUGAUCUGUUUCUUCAGAACUGGAACUGAUACAACUGUCGUUUUCUGGCUUUUACUUUGAUUAGAAAGUUGUUUUAUUUCUACUCUUAAAAUAUGUUUCAACUUUUUCAUAACUGAUGCAGUAACUUCACAAAAGUGUAACAGUAGAUAAAACCCUAAAGAAAAAAUGAAAUUGUUAAUGCUUUCAAUCUUUUGGGAGGCUGGUACACAGCCAAAUAAAUUUCUUCUUUUUAUAAUAGAAAAUGACUUUAAAUUCAAUCAUAAGCAUAGACUUAUCAGUUAUAAAUAUUACUUUGGGUUUGUUUAUAAGCUUUCUCAUUGUAACCAAAUUAUUUAAAAAUUUAUAGUACAGAAGUUAACCUUGGCAUUAACAUGACAAUAUAACAGUGUAUUUUUAUUACAAAUUCUGUUGUUAGAUUUCUUUUCAGAAUGCCAACUAUUUAUUUUGCUAAUAAUGGUAGGUCUCUAAUAUCUGGAGCUAUCAGAAAAUAUCUGUGUUAUCUUUGUUAAUCCUUGGGGUUCAAGGUAAUAGUUUUUCUAGUAAAGCUUCCCUGGAUAAUGUUCCUAUUUGACCAGCUAAACAAAGAUUACUUUUUUUUUAAAUUUCAGAUAAAAUAAUUUGGUUCUCUUCAGCUGCGUUAGUUGAUGCUUCCAAAUUCAAGAUUUAUAAGUUUAUUGUUAACACUGACUAGGGUACCUAAAAUUCUUGCAUUUGUCUCCUUAUACACAUCUCACAUAAUACAUCACCAAAGACAAAGAAAGAUAAACUCUGGCCCAAUUUUUGCUUAAAAAUUCCAAAGCACUAGGAGCACUUUACAUUUGGUCUUGAAAGAAGGAGUUGUUUAUAAAAUCAAAGGGCUACCGAUUCCCUGUUCAUCCUGCACUGAAGCACAUGAUAACAAUUUCAAACCUUCCUUUUUAGUUCAUUAAUUAGAAAAGUGAAUUUCAUUACUUAAGUGUAUAAUUCCACAGUGAUUAGCAGUAUUUGUUUUUAUCAUUUCACUUGGGUAGCCAUUAAUUUUGAAACUCUUACCACUCAUUGUAGCUGGUUGUAGUUUUAUGGAAGAUGUAAUUUAUAGCUAAAGUGGCUUUUUUAUGCAUAGCUGCCCUUUUUUAUUGUUUAACAGUGUUUCUCAGCUAUAUAAUCAGUUUCAAACUGGUUGUAAAAGUAUAGCUGUGGCCAAUGAAUGUAUUUAUUUGUUGUUUCACUAAAUUGUAACAAAACACUACUGUUCAAAAUAAAAGUGUUUGUGCUUUUA